GGGUGUAGCUCGACCCCAAUCCAAAGACGAUCCCUUCGGUAUUGACGCGAUUCGGGCUGGGGUUUGAGUGGCAGCAGACAGAUUCGCGCAUUUCAAUUGCGACCUUGCUGUUGUUGUUAAUAUUAUUGUCGGUGGGGUUGUGGGUUUUCUGGGUUAUGUGAAUCCUGCAAUGGCGACAUCCGGCUGGAACCCACGUCGUGUUCAUGUCUUCGUCGUGCUGUUCGUGACAGUGUUCUCUUUCGCUGCCGUGGUCCAUGCUAGGACGGAGGAGAACUCUUUUGUGGUUAGCCGGCACAGGGCAGAGGGGAGCGUGAAUGUGGUUGUGGGUGGUGGGUCUCCGUGUGAUUCUGCUGUUGAGGUACAGUCAGAUGAACCCUUGAUUCAAAGCGUUACAUCUGAAGAUGCAGCUGAUGUUGCCAGCAAUUUGUCCAAAGGACCUUGCAUUCGCCAAACAACCAUGUCGUGCCCUGUGAAAUGCUUCAGAUCUUAUCCGGUAUGUGGAACAGAUAAGGUCACAUAUAGGUGCGGAGCUGCCGACGCAAAUUGUGCAGGAGUGGAAGUAGCUUACGAUGGAUUCUGUAAUCUAUGGGAGGGAGAUAGAAACGUUGGGUCAUCCACGGCUCUCUAUGCUGUGCAGUCUUUACAACUUGUUCACAUGCUCUGGCUGGUGUUUGCAGGAUCGUUCGUUGUUCUAGGCAUGCUUUGAUUUCAAAGCGGCAUGUUGUCUUAGUAUUGUAAUUUAAUUUUAAUUUUAUUGCUUGCACAGAAUCAUUCUUUAGUUCCAAAAAUUUGGAGACAUUUAGGGAGAUACAGAUUUGCGCUUCAGCAGUUGCAGAUGUAGAAGUGUAUGCAGUAGGACGAUUUCAAUUAUUCAGCUGCUUUUGUUCCCGUUUAUGAACGAUGAAAUUUGUAUCUGUUCAAUUUCAUAAAUAUAAAAUGUGCAAUAGAAUA
Molecule: messenger RNA, 951 nt
Organism: Physcomitrium patens
Lineage: Eukaryota; Viridiplantae; Streptophyta; Bryopsida; Funariales; Funariaceae
Source: RefSeq, a predicted model, not a curated record